Molecule: messenger RNA, 1794 nt
Organism: Sinocyclocheilus rhinocerous
Lineage: Eukaryota; Metazoa; Chordata; Actinopteri; Cypriniformes; Cyprinidae
Gene: stk17a
Product: serine/threonine kinase 17a
Exons: 7
Coding region: 255-1403 (382 amino acids)
Biological process (GO): protein phosphorylation; intracellular signal transduction; positive regulation of apoptotic process
Cellular component (GO): nucleus
Molecular function (GO): ATP binding; protein serine/threonine kinase activity
Source: RefSeq, a predicted model, not a curated record
GGUUUUCAGUUGCGUCGGUGCGAGGAGAGCAGCAGUCAAACUCAAGCGCUUUUGCUCACUUACGAGGAGUUUUAAUCGAAGAUGAACAGUUCAUAUUUUAGACACGUUUAAAUGUUAAGUCAAAAUUCAGCGAGAGGAGCUGUUUUAUUAGGUGAGGUAGCGUGAUAGUAUUCGUCGCACUGUAUCAGCUCACCUGCAGGUAAAAACGGCUGUAGGUACAGCAAUAAAACGAAUUGACGUUAAUAACAGCCGUUAUGAUUCCUGAGUGUCCCGAGCCCAAAAGCCGCAUUCGGUGUGAAUCCGGUCAGAACCGCUCCGGUUUGCUGCGCGAGAUCCGGACCGCUGUCAGGAGCGAGCCGUUCACCGAGCGCUAUGACGUCAUCCCCGGCAAAGAGCUGGGCAGAGGUAAGUUUGCAGUGGUGAGGAAGUGUGUGGAGAAGAGCACAGGGAAAACAUAUGCAGCGAAGUACAUGAGGAAGAGGAGGAAGGGCCAGGAUUGCAGAACGGAGAUCAUUCACGAGAUCGCUGUGCUGGAGCUGGCAGCGGCCUGUGCACGAGUCGUCAAUCUCCACCAGGUCUACGAGACGGCCAGCGAGAUGGUGCUCGUUCUGGAAUAUGCUGCCGGAGGGGAGAUUUUUAACCAGUGUGUGGCAGACAGAGACGAGGCCUUCAAAGAGGAAGACGUGAAGAGACUGAUGAAGCAGAUCCUGGAGGGAGUUUCCUUCCUUCACGGGAACAACGUGGUGCAUCUGGACCUCAAACCUCAGAAUAUCCUCCUGACCAGCGAGUCUCCUCUCGGGGAUAUAAAGGUGGUGGACUUCGGUCUGUCGAGGCUGGUGAGCAGCAGUCAGGAGAUCAGGGAGAUCAUGGGCACUCCGGAGUACGUGGCACCAGAAAUCCUGAAUUAUGAGCCAAUAAGCACAGCGACUGACAUGUGGAGCAUCGGUGUCCUGGCGUACGUGAUGCUGACGGGGAUCUCGCCGUUCCUGGGGGACGAUAAGCAGGAGACCUUCCUCAACAUCUCUCAGAUCAACAUCAGCUACACUGAGGAGGAGCUGGAGCAUCUGGAUGGAGCCGCCAUCCACUUCAUCAAAUCCCUGCUCAUCAAAGAGCCAGAGAGCCGAGCCACCGCAGAAGACUGUCUCAGACACCAGUGGCUUCGGACGGAGGAGCCCGAGGUGAAGGACGACUCGGAGCCCGUCAGCCCUGAUGAAGAAGCAGAGGAGGAGAGCGCUCCGGUGACGGAGGAGCUGAUCGUGAUGGCCUCCUACACCCUCGGCCAGUGCCGCCAGUCGUCUGAUAAAGAGAGCCUGACCCCGGAUCAGAAGGCCAUCUCCAAACGCUUCAAGUUUGAGGAGCCCUUCUCUGCGCUGCAGGAGGUUCCUGGAGAGUUCAUCUACUGAUCCACACACUAAUGCCCUUCUCUCUCCUCUCCUUAUGAUUUGAACUUGUAAGCCAAACAGGUUUUGUUGCAUUUCACAUUGUUUCUGUUAUUUCUGUUUGUGCUGCUUUGUUUUCAUGGUUAAGUUACUGAAGCCUUGCUGUGGUUCUCUCGCUAAUUUUUCUCUUUCGAUAUUUUGUCUGGUGCCAUGCUUAAAUAUUUGAUAAGGGUCAAGCUUGUGAUCGAUUUCUUCUUUUGCCAUGUUUGUACAAAAUGAAUGUUGUUGGUUUUUCUGCGACAAGAAGGCAAACAGAAUUAAAUGUAAAUUAAUCCAGUUUUAUUUUAAGAGUAUUUCUGUGUCUUGUUUAAAAAAGCCAUGUGUAUGUUGAGCUGUCAUUCUCGGUAAAGAUUCC